UCUCUCUCUCCAUAUAUAUAUAUAUAUAUAUAUAUAUAUAUACACAUAAAAUUUCAUUUGUGAACUCAUCAACACUCAGCGAUUUAAUUACCAUCUCUAAACUGAUGAUUUUCAAAUAUACCUGUUCUGCUCUAAUACUGACCUCCAGUCUCCCAUCUCCAACUGCCUUUCAGACUUCUCAAACUAGAGGUCCAAUAGGCUUCUUAAACUCAAUAUGUCCAAAAUGGAAUUUAUUACCUUUCCCUUUCAGGCCUCUUCCCUUUACUUUCCCUCUUACUGUAAAGGGCAACCCCAUUUUCUCAUUCCCCCAGGCUCAUUACCUAAGAGUCUUCCUGGGUGACCAUCUCACUCCACCAUAUCCACGUUAUGGCCAAGAACUGUAGAUUUCACUUUUGCAAUCUCUCUCAAAUAUGCCCCGUUUUGCUCCUGACACUACACCUACUCAGGCAUUCAUCACCUCAUGCCGGGACAGCAAUAACUUGUUGGUGGGUCUGCUGGUCUCAUAUCUUUUCCCACUCCAAUCUCCAUUCUGCCAUUGAAGUGAUUUUCCUAAAAUGCAGGUUCAACUUAUGUCCAGUGGCUCCGAAUCACUUCCAGAAUCAAAAACAAACCGCCCUGCUUUGGCUUUUGGAGCCCAAGUACUUCUCAAUCCAGUGACACUGGUCUUUUAGCUACUGCCCGAAGCAGGCCCUCCAUCUCUCUUCUCGGGUUGCCCCCAUUCCUGAAACACCCUUCCUCCUCCUCUCUAACUUUUGACCUCCCCGGCUUUCUAUGUCCCAACAGAGAGUCUUCCCAAACCCCUCUUAAUUCCAGUGCCUUCCCUCUGUUAAUUAGUUCCUAUUUGUCCAGUGCGGAACUUGUUUGCGAGUUGUCUCCCCUCUUAAGCCCUAGUUCCUUGAAAGCAGGGACUGUUUUUUGCCUCUCUUUUUACGCUCUGAAGUAGGCACGGUGCCUGGCAUAUUGUAGGCGCUUAAUAAAUACUGGGCAAAUUGGAAUGAGGCGAAGCGGGUGGGACGGAUCCCGGAGACGCGGGUGGGACAGGUCCCAGAGACCCGGGUGCGUGCUUUCUUUGUGCUGGACUCUUGCAUCCAAAUGGAAUUCGGAGGGCGGGCCACCGCUGCGGGUCUCCUCCUCCAGCUCCGGCCGGCGGGGAGCCAGGGGGUGUGAGCGUAGGCGGCCUGGGGGCGGGGGAAGGAAGCCGAGCCCACCGAGGGAAUGUGGAGGAAUCGGGGGCGGGGAUGGGCAGGCAGCGGUGGACCAGACAAGAAAGGAACAUGGCUCCUGCCUGUGGUUGAGCCCCAGCUGCAGUGACCACCCGUCCACCCGUCCACCCGUCCACCAGUCAUGGUUAAUCCUAGCCGUGUAAAGCCCCAGCUCGAGGCAGGGGCUCCCCGCCGAGCUCAGCCGCCACGCCCGGGCGAGCCCGCUGCCGCCCGGGCCAGGCUCUCUGUUCCCGCGGCCAGCGCAGAUGGCUGCGGCGGCCUCGCGGCUCCGGGCCUCCCCUCCCCCGGGGGCCUCCGGGAACAGCGCGGGCUGGAGAUCGAGAUGGAGCGAAUCCGACAGGCGGCGGCUCGUGACCCCCCAGCAGGGGCCUCGGCCUCGCCUUCUCCUCCUCUCUCGGCUUGUUCGAGGCAGGCAUGGAGCAGAGAUAACCCGGGCUUCGAGCCUGAGGACGAGGACGAAGAGGACGACGAUGAAGAGGUGGAAGGCGAGGAAGGAGGGAUGGUGGUGGAGAUGGACGUGGAGUGCCGACCGGGCAGUCGCAGGUCCGCCGCCUCCUCCGCCGUGACCUCUUCGUGCGCCAGCGGCCUGGGGCUCGGCAGUUUCCACGGCGCCAACAUCCCGAGCGGCCGCCGGAGGAGGAGAGAGACCCAGGGCGCCCUUGGCUGCUCCAGUCCGGCCGGUCCCGGAGAGGCGCUGCACCGCCACCUCCCCCUGGACGGGCCUCACCAACCGCAGCCACCGCCGCCGCCCCUGCCACCGCCCCGAGUGCCCGGGGCCAAAAGACUGCUGCGGGCACUUCGAGGUCUCUGGGGAACAAGACUGAUGGAAGAAAGCAGUACAAGUCGAGAAAAAUAUUUAAAAAGUGUUUUGCGAGAAUUGGUUACAUACUUCCUUUUUCUUGUGGUUUUAUGUAUCUUAACGUAUGGGAUGGUGAGUUCCAGCAUGUAUUACUACACUAGGGUAAUGUCGCAGCUUUUUUUAGAAACGCCUGUGUCUAAAAUGGAGAAGACAAAUUUUAAAACACUCUCCACCAUGGAAGACUUCUGGAAGUUCACUGAGGGAUCUCUGCUGGAUGGCCUCUAUUGGGAAAUGUGGUACAGCAACAGAACGGGAGCUGAAAACCGUAGUUUCAUUUACUAUGAGAACCUGCUAUUGGGUGUGCCUCGAAUCCGUCAAUUAAAAGUCAGAAAUGGGUCUUGCUCUAUCCCUCCAGACUUGAGGGAGGAGAUUAAAGAAUGCUAUGAUGUUUAUUCCAUCAGUAAUGAAGAGAGAGCUCCAUUUGGUCUUCGACAUGGAACAGCUUGGACAUACACGAAUGAAAAAGACUUGAAUGGCAGUAGUCACUGGGGAUUGAUUGCCACAUACAGUGGGGCUGGCUAUUAUCUGGACCUAUCUAGAACCAGAGAGGAAACUGCAGUGCAGAUUGCAAAUCUCAAGAAAAACAUCUGGUUAGACAGAGGGACUAGAGCAACGUUUAUUGACUUCUCAGUAUACAAUGCCAACAUUAAUCUCUUUUGUGUGGUCAGAUUAUUGGUUGAGUUCCCAGCAACUGGUGGUGUAAUUACAUCUUGGCAGUUUCAGCCUGUGAAGCUGAUUCACUACAUCUCAACAUUUGAUUUCUUCCUGGCAACUUGUGAGAUCACCUUUUGUUUCUUUAUCCUUUACUACAUAGUGGAAGAGAUUUUGGAAAUUCGUAUUCACAAAUUGCAUUAUUUUAGAAGUUUCUGGAACUGUCUGGAUAUCGUGAUCAUUGCGCUGUCAAUAGUAGCUAUAGGAAUUAACAUCUACAGGAAAUCCAAUGUAGAAUUGCUGCUGAAAUACCUUGAAGAUCAGAAUACUUUCCCCAACUUGGAGCCUCUAGCAUAUUGGCAAAUACAGUUCAACAAUGUGGCAGCAGUGAUGGUCUUCUUUGUCUGGAUUAAGCUUUUUAAAUUCAUCAACUUCAACAGAACCAUGAGCCAGCUAUCCACUACCAUGUCUCGCUGUGCCAAGGACCUUGUUGGCUUUGCAAUUAUGUUUUUGAUUAUUUUUCUUGCAUAUGCUCAGUUGGCUUACCUUGUCUUUGGCACUCAGGUUGAUGACUUCAGCACAUUCCAAGAAUGUAUUUUCACUCAAUUCCGCAUCAUUUUGGGAGAUUUUAACUUCACUGAACUUGAGGAAGCCAACCGAGUUUUGGGACCCAUUUAUUUCACUACUUUUGUGUUCUUUAUGCUCUUCAUUCUUUUGAAUAUGUUUUUGGCCAUCAUCAAUGACACAUACUCUGAAGUUAAAUCUGAUAUGGCUCAGCAGAAGACUGAAAUGGAACUAUCAGAUCUCAUCAGAAAGGGCUGUCAAAAAGCCAUGAUCAAACUGAAACUUAAAAAAAACACUGUGGAUGACAUCUCAGAGAGUCUGCAGCAAAGUGGAGGCAAGUUAAACUUCGAUGAACUUCGCCAAGAUCUAAAAGGGAAGGGUCACACAGAUGCAGAGAUCGAGGCAAUAUUCACAAAAUACGAUCAGGAUGGUGACCAGGAAUUGACUGAGCAUGAACACCAGCAGAUGAGAGAUGAUUUAGAAAAAGAGAGAGAGGAUCUGGACCUGGAUCACAGCUCUUUGCCUCGACCCAUGAGCAUUCGAAGUUUCCCCCGGAACCUAGAUGAUUCUGAAGAGGAUGAUGAUGAGGACAGUGGGCAUAGCUCUCGAAGGAGGGGCAGCAGCUCUAGUGGAGUUUCUUAUGAAGAAUUUCAAGUACUGGUUAGACGAGUGGACAGGAUGGAACACUCCAUCGGCAGCAUUGUCUCCAAAAUUGAUGCUGUCAUUGUGAAACUGGAAAUCAUGGAGAGAGCCAAGCUGAAAAGGCGGGAAGUAUUGGGAAGGCUCCUAGAUGGAGUGACAGAGGAUGAAAGACUUGGUCGUGAUAAUGAAAUCCACAGGGAACAGAUGGAGCGACUGGUGCGGGAAGAAUUAGAACGCUGGGAAUCUGAUGAUGGAGCUUCCCAAAUAAGUCAGCGCUUAGGCACUCCUGUGGGACUAAGUGGCCAGCCUCGUCCUAGGGGCUCCCGUCCUUCAUCCUCUCAGUCUACAGAAGGCAUCGAAAAUGGAGGGGGAAAUGGAGGUGCUAGUAUCCAUGGAUAGUCUAUGCCUUUCUGAUUGGAAGACAGCAGAUUCUGUGUUGCAGUAGUAAAUAUCCUAUUUAUAUCUCAUGACCAAAGGUCUGAUGUACGGUGGUCCCUUUGACCAAUUUUUUCCCCACUGCACUUUAAUUUAUUGUACAUAAAAUUUUUUCCACAUAGAUGAAGGAAGAUUUUUUUCUUUUUCUCUCUUCUAAGUACAGAAAUGAACAUAUCCCUUUUGAAGAAUACUAAAAGCAGUAUUAGGUUGUUGCGAAUCUUACUAUAUAUCACAUCAAUGGAUGACAAAAGUAAUUUUCUGAAGUAUCAGCAAUAAUGCAUUAAAGAAAAAAAUAUCUUUCCAAACCAAAAAAAGUUAAUAUUAUGUCAUAUUUGCAGUAUAGUUGAGGAAACAUGGCAAUGCUAACUUCAGCUCAGAUUUUCUAAAUACUUCAUAUCACAUCAACCUUAGUUAUUUUUUUACUUUUAAUUAAAAAAAAGGAUUUGUCUGUUCCAAUACGAUGUCCAUUAUGAAACGUACAUGAAGGAUAGGAGAAACAGGAACUCUUAAGCCAAAGAAUGAGUGGUCCUACUUGGAAUUUCUUUGAUUGAUUAGCAUGUUUAAUGUUUAAAAUCACUGUUCACUUCUAUGUUGUCUUAUUGAACCUAUGUAUAGAAUCAACUAAUUACAUGCAUAUGUAUAUAUAUGUGUAUAUGUAUAUAUAUACAUACAUGUAUAUAUACAUAUAUAUAUAUAUAUAUAGCUAUCAAACGAACAUUGGUUUGAAUGGAUUCAUGGGGAUAGAUAAAGACAACCAAAGAUCUUAGUGUGACCUCUGUAACACAAAAUCAUUAAAUAAGAGAGGUGGAUAAAUAAUAGAAGAGAGGUGGAACUCUGGCUAUUUAUUCCCUAAAUUAAUAAAUAGUACAUUUAGGUAAGAGAAAGAAAAAGAAAAAGAUGUUUAUAUUUCUCAAAUAGCCAAAUGAGGAAAUUGGUACUUACUUACUAAAUUUAUGUACUAAAAGAUUCAGAUUUUAUAAGAAUUACUUUAAGAUGUUAAUAUUAAAAUAGCAUAUAACCAGAAUGACCCAAUUUUGUGGAAAGAAAUUUUUUGUAUUGAAAGUCAAAUCAUCCCUGAAAUAUUUGUUUAUUUUGAAUUUAUAGACUAACUGAUAAGUUGCCAAACCUCGGAGCCUUAUGUUUCCAAGUAGGGAUGAUAUAUUUGCUUGACCAAAAGAAAAAAAAUGAAUUCUGAGAUGUGAAAAAAGUUCUAUAAUUAACUGAAAGUUAAUGUCACAGUGUAUAGAGUGCCAUAACUGAAGUUAGGAAGACUCAACUUCCCAUGGUCAAAUCUGGCCUCAGACACUUACUAGCUGUGUAACUUUGGGCAAUUCAUUUUACCAUGUUUGUCUUGGUUUUCUCAUCUGUAAAAUGAGCUGGAGAACAAAAUGCCAAGCCAUCCAAGCCAAGAAAACCCCAAAUGGGGUCAUAGGGAGUCAGACAUGCCUGAAAAGACUGAGCAAAAAGAAAUGAGCAAAAUAUUUUAGAGAUUAAGAAGGAAAUGAGGAGGAUGGGAUUAUUACAGACUCUUGGAGUUGAAAAUUUGUUUACAUGAAUUACUAUGUUAGUCAUCUAAUGUUUGAAAAUAUAGCAAAUAUAGUCCCUUGGAUCGAUUUCUAGAGAAAACAUGCCAUAUUCCUUCAAAAUACUUAGUCAGCUUGACUUUUGAACAUAUUUUCCUUCAAAUGUUACUUUUUUUCUGAAUAUACUAUAUCACCGCAAAAACCUAUUUACUAAAUAAUAAAUCAUUGUAUUUGUAUUGCUAGGGUGUGUGUGUGUGUGUGUGUGUGUGUGUGUGUGUGUGUGUGUGUGUGUAGAAUAACAUGGUACUUAGAAACAAACUUCAUCUUGAAGUGCAAUAAAUUUCAUGGGAUAUCCAUGUUUGUGUUUUGACUAUGUGCCAAAAAGAAAUCAUGGCCAGUAGUAGUCUUUUAUAAUUAUAUUAUUAUAUAAUUUUUAUUUUAAAUAUAAACAUUUAAUAUUGUUUUAUAUAACUGUCAUUCAUUUUUUUCUUCACAGUUGAAAUCUCUAUUCUUCCUUAGUCAUUGAAGAAUGUAAUCUUGCCUUCAUUUCCUUUUCUUUACAAUUCUAUAGCAAUUAAAGAUUUUAAUUGUUCUCCAACUCCUAGCACUUUACUUCCUAAUAAAGAUUUAUAUGUUACACAUA
Monodelphis domestica (gray short-tailed opossum) is the source of this 6540-nucleotide messenger RNA. It is a transcript of the gene PKD2, whose product is annotated as polycystin 2, transient receptor potential cation channel. NCBI's taxonomy places the organism in Eukaryota, Metazoa, Chordata, Mammalia, Didelphimorphia, Didelphidae. The record is from RefSeq and is a predicted model, not a curated record. Gene Ontology annotation, molecular function: potassium channel activity; voltage-gated calcium channel activity; voltage-gated sodium channel activity. Gene Ontology annotation, cellular component: membrane. Gene Ontology annotation, biological process: potassium ion transmembrane transport; release of sequestered calcium ion into cytosol; detection of mechanical stimulus.